AUGUUAUAUAUAUAUAUAUAUAUAUAUAUAUCUUUCUUCUUCAUCUGCUUUAUUUCUCUAUUGGUUUUGCACCUUGUUUGUUCUAUCGUACAGUGUUACAUGGAAGGAGACGUCAUCCCUUCCGUCCGCAACCACUUGCAGGACUUUACCCCACUCAUUCCCACCGAUGCCUAUGGAACGAAACACAUGAAGGGCUUUAGAGUGGGUCUGGGGAAGUUGGACUUCAGUUCGGAGUUUGUGUUUCUUCACCCGAUCUCAAGCGAGCUCCUCGAUCAACUGAAAAGGUUGACAAAGGAAGAAAAAGAUGGGGAAAGAGGGAUGAGUGUCGGCAGUGGGGUAACGAACCCGCCGCUGGUGGAGGCGCUGAAAUGCAGCGACCUUCAAAGAUGCGCAUUACGGUCAAAUAACGUCAUCGUGGCCACAUCAUUCGGUUUGUGGGGAACAGUGGAUCAUUGCGGAGAUAUCAUUGAUGCCGUAAAGGCGCGAUUCCUCGCAGGUGCAGAUGAGAGACGAAUGAGCAAAAAAGUAAAGUUGCAGUUAAAACAUUUCUUCAAGUUUCUUAAUGAGAUGCAAGUUGACGUUGUGGUGUUAUCUCCAGACAGGACGAGGGUCGCGGUGUAUUCGGCGGUAAGGUCAAGAAGUUCAUUUACUCCCCGCACAGAGUUGUCAGCGGCGGAAGCAACAAGGAGACCAGGCGAUGGGGGCCGCACACUCCUUGCAUUAGAGUUUGACCACGGCGAUGGUUCAUGGUGUCCCCUUAGACUUGCACCUGAGCUCGAGAAGGAGAAGGAGGAAGUGGGGGAUAACGGUGAAGGAAAUGCAAGUCCACUACCUUUUAUCCCUGAGGAUACAUUACUACUCGAUGGUUGCAAUGCUUCGAUAACACACGGUGCAAGUUUGACAUUGGGUGCACUUGGCUACGACUCGCCUGCUGACAGCCGAGCAAAUAGCCGGACUGUUUACAAACCGCAACGAGUAAGCGAUUGGAAGGGAUAUAAGGAUGAAGUGACUGAGAGUCACGAGGGGAGUGACACGCCCGAAGGAAAGUCACCUUUUGAAGGAAUGAGGUACCCGAACAUUAGGCCUUUGGACAUCCAAUUUUUUGAUAUUCUUCUUCGUGGGUUGAACCCGCGUUUUCGUCUCAACCGUAUCCGCCUGUUAGUUGCUUUCCCGGUAGCUAUCCUGGGGGCGGGGUUCGGUGUGAUUCUUACCGUUUACCUUCGUAGUGCCAUGGGGUCGUGUUGCCGUGAUGCAUCAUCAAAUACCUGCUCAGGCUCUGCAGAUCAUAACAUAUCGGAUGAGUACUGUGAACAGACGUUCUGUGAUGACAAUAACAACACGGCGCUGGCCCAAGUUCAUACCGCUUUCCUUUUUGGAAACGCGCCCGUUCCGGGGCAUUUUGUUGUGGGAGCGACGUGCUGCAUGCUCCUCGCAUCAGUAGCAACAUUGCUGGUGGGUUACUUCACUGCACGGUCGCUUGCGGUAAAAUCGCGCCCACUUUUUCACAUGGUCGUAAUGUGUGUGCAAAUUUUGUUGGCGGCAGCCGCCGCCGUGCUCUCAGCUUACACCAUUUUUAUUCUAUCCCACUCUCGACACAAAAUUGAUUGCUCUUUCUUUGGUGAUGGUGACGCUCUUUCCUGCAUGAUGGCGCAGCGCUUCUGUCCCAAUUACAUUAUUGAGGUGGUGCGCCCUGGUCCAUGGCCUGUGGAACUUGUGCUAUCGUCUGUCCUUUUUCUGCUUUGUGUCGUGGAAUUGGUCGCAGCAUUUCUGCCACCCAUGCCGAGUAAAGAGGUAGUGGAAAGCUGCAUUAAAGCUAUUCCUGAAACAGGAACAUUUUACCCCAGCGUGUAUGCCCCAGACGGCAUUACCUCACGGGAGAAAGCGACAAUGAGAUGCACCAUGAAGAAAAACCUUCGCAUGCAACUGAAAACCCGUGCGAGUCAGAAAGAUAUUCUCUUGACACGCAACGUCACCAUUGGUGAGUUGAUAGCAGCAAACCGAGACCAGAGCCUCAAAGAGAAAACAGAACGGCUAAGUGUUCCAACUCAUAACUCAACCACGUCUCAUAACAACCGAGAAGUGGAACAGAUCCACUACAUGGUGUAUGAUGCGGCUGACUAA
Molecule: messenger RNA, 2121 nt
Organism: Trypanosoma brucei brucei TREU927
Lineage: Eukaryota; Euglenozoa; Kinetoplastea; Trypanosomatida; Trypanosomatidae
Exons: 1
Coding region: 1-2121 (706 amino acids)
Source: RefSeq, a predicted model, not a curated record